AUGUAUUCUGAUGAGGACUACUUGCCGACGAUAGACGCGAUUUUGAAAGUUUCAGAUCUUUCGCAGGUGUCGGUGAAAAGAAUACGGCGGGCGCUGGAAGCGCUGUUCGACGUUGAUCUCACUGAGCAGAAAAAGAGGAUCAACCAGUUAAUAUGGACCCGAUACGAGCAUUUUCUGGAACUAAGCGAGAACGGCAGCGAGGAAACGGAAACCAAAAUCAAAAGACUCGAGAAGGAGAACAGGGAGAUGGCCGCGCGGCUGAACCAGCUUCUCAAGAAGAAAGACGUCCACAAGGUGAAGAAAAAAGCGCGCAAGAGCACUCCUCAGGAAGCGUCUGCAAGCACUUCCAACCCGUUCACGAGAGGAGUGCUGCCCAGCGAGACUCUUGCGACGUUUCUGGGGUCGUCGGAACCUAUAGCCCGCACACAGGUGGUGAAGAGGAUAUGGGACUAUGUGAAGGCGAACGAACUGCAAAAUCCAGAUGACAGACGGGAGAUCCUGUGCGACGACAAGUUGCGGCCGGUUUUCGGCGAUAAGGUCAACAUGUUCACGAUGAACAAGGUGCUUGCCAAGCAUUUAUUCAAUGUCGAGGACAUUGUGCAAACGGCGGAAUAG
Ogataea haglerorum is the source of this 615-nucleotide messenger RNA. RefSeq lists its product as uncharacterized. The coding region runs from base 1 to 615 and encodes 204 amino acids. Gene Ontology annotation, molecular function: RNA polymerase I cis-regulatory region sequence-specific DNA binding. Gene Ontology annotation, biological process: transcription initiation at RNA polymerase I promoter; nucleolar large rRNA transcription by RNA polymerase I. The transcript has a single exon. Lineage: Eukaryota; Fungi; Ascomycota; Pichiomycetes; Pichiales; Pichiaceae. The record is from RefSeq and is a predicted model, not a curated record. Gene Ontology annotation, cellular component: nucleus; RNA polymerase I upstream activating factor complex.